This is a messenger RNA of Thamnophis elegans (Western terrestrial garter snake), 1460 nucleotides long. It is a transcript of the gene CDCP1, whose product is annotated as CUB domain containing protein 1. NCBI's taxonomy places the organism in Eukaryota, Metazoa, Chordata, Lepidosauria, Squamata, Natricidae. The record is from RefSeq and is a predicted model, not a curated record.
UGACUACCCGGAGGAGGAAGAGGAGAUCGUCGAAGUUGCUAGGAGUUCUUGCAGCUGCGUGAUCCACAAGUAGGCAAUUUAGCUUGCAAGGGCCGCAGCUACUGAAUUUAGGGCAAGUCCGUUGCAACCGCGGAACAAACGCGUGGAGAUGGGUGAGGCGUGGUGGGUCGCACUGCCGCUGGCCAGGCUUAUGUUCGCUGCAGUGUUGGCCCUACUAAAGGCAGGUGCUUUUGAAAUUUCUCUUCCUCUGGGUGGAAACAUAACAGUUAAAAUAAAACCUGGAUUUUCUUUUCUAAAUACCUGUGCACUGCGUGAAGGAAAAAAACCUCAUUUUUUGGAGAAAAUCAUAGAGCCUGGACAGAAGUUUCAAUUUACCUUUGAUUGUUCCACACCAGAGAAAUAUUGGUCCAUACUUGUGGAGAAAAAUAUUGAUUGUCUGUCAGGUCAAUGUCCUUUUGGAGAUAUUCAGCUUCAGCCUCCAGGGUUGCCACAUCUUAAUAGGACUUUCAUUUGGGAGGCUAAAGCUAACCGAAGAGUUGGACUUGAACUGAAAUUCUCUCCAUGGUUAAGGCAAAUUCUGCCUGGAGACACCUGCCCUGAUCAAAUUAUUUACAACAUUAGCAGUCGUCUGGGAAAAGAUAGAGUCCAAAUUGGAACCUUCUGCAGAAAUGGUUCAGUGUCACGGGUAAAGGCACAAGGUGAUGCUAUUUUGACUCUUCAACUUCCUUGGGAUUCAAAACUCGCAGCCUCUGGAGUUAAGCUUGCAAGUAGAUCAUCCAUACAACGCCUCUGCAUUAUAGAAUCUACAUUUAAAGGCAAAUCAUCAGCAACUUUGAUGUCUGAAUAUCCAUUGGGGUUACCUGAAGAUGAACUCAUGACAUGGCAAUUUGUUCUUCCAUCCAGUUUAAGAGCAGAUAUCAACUUCAUCAAUUAUACAAAACCAAACUGUGAACGGAAAUAUGUGCGGGUGGAAUACUCAUUACCUGAUUAUUCUCCAGAUACUAGAGUCUUAUCCCUGGAUGAUGUGCAACCUGUCAAUAUUCCUGGCAGUUUUAACCUUUCCCUGUAUGGAUGUGACCAAGAUGACUCCUCAGGGCUCCUCAGACUCUUAUUUAAAGUGAUAGUAAAUUACCCUAAAAAUGAAGAGAAUGUAACCUACAAAAUUGAUCUAACACAUGAGAAGACUAAUCUUACAAUUUAUUCGAAAUCAUCAAUGAAUGAAUGUUUGAUCUGUGUUCACUCUAGCAGAAACUGCAGACCAAAUGUGACAUUAGAAUAUGGUGUCACAUAUUUUGCUACCUUCCUGUGUCAAAAUUUGGAUAAUAUAAGGAUAAUUGCUGAGCAAAAGUAUAGUUUGCUGGAAUGCCAGAACAUGUGAAAACCUAUUCUUCCAGCUGGCUGUACCUUCUGUUCUUCUCCAGCUGCCAAUUUUAAUUGAGACAUUUACAUGGAAAAUUCGA